This is a messenger RNA of Puma concolor (puma), 1665 nucleotides long. NCBI's taxonomy places the organism in Eukaryota, Metazoa, Chordata, Mammalia, Carnivora, Felidae. The record is from RefSeq and is a predicted model, not a curated record.
AUGCUGGCCCUGUUGUUCUGCGGCGUGUCCAUCGCGCUUCCACCCUUUGUCAGAGCAGAUGCAUGCAAGGAUAUUAGAAUGUACAAGGAGACACCUUCCGCCGGCCAGCCUUUUGCUUUUAAUUGUAUAAACCUGUCACCAACGUCCGGGAAAGUACAUGUAACAUGGUAUAAAUAUCCUGGCAAAAGCCCAAUAUCCACAAAUGCACAGUCCAGAAUUCACCAGGAGCAAAACUGGAUUUUGUUUCUCCCCCUGACACAGGAGGACACCGGGAUCUACCAAUGUGUCAUAAACUAUACAAACACCUGUCACAGAAUCCAUGUAAACCUAACUGUGUUAAGAAAAUAUUGGUAUUGUUUUUCUGGAAACAGUCAACUGAUUUUAUCAGAUGAAUACAAACAAAUAUUACAUGCCGGAAAAGACGACAGUCUUACCUGUCAUCUGAACUUCCCACAGAGUUGUGUUUUGGAUUCAAUAACGUGGUACAAGGACUGUAAAGAGAUUAAAGGAGGACGGUUUACUCGUUGGAGAAUUAAGCUCUCAGUGAGCAACGUUUCAGCAGAGGACGGAGGGGACUACGCGUGUCAAGCCCAACUGACACACACAGGGAAGCGGUACACUAUUUUAAACAGCAUCACUGUGAAUAUCACAGAAACACAUGGAUAUGCAGGAAGAAUUCCUAAAAUCAUUUAUCCAAAAAACAAUUCAAUUGAAGUACAACCUGGCACUACCCUUACUGUAGACUGCAAUAUAACAGACACAAGGGAUAAUACAAAUCUCCGAUCCUGGAGAGUCAAUGACACCUUGGUGGAUGAUUACUACAAUGAAUCCAAACGAAUCAGAGAAGGAUUUGAAUCUCACAUUUCUUUUCAGAAACAUAUUUUUUACACAGUGAACAUAACCUUCUCAGAAGUGAAAAUGGAAGAUUAUGGCCAUCCUUUCAUUUGCCAUGCUGGAGUGUCGGCAGCGUACUUUAUUUUAAAACUCCCAGCCCCGGAUGUUCAAGCUUACUUGAUAGGAGGGCUUGUCACCCUGAUAGGCGCAGCAGUGUCUGUCACGUACAUCUACAACAUUUUUAAGAUUGACAUUGUUCUCUGGUAUCGAAGUGCCUUCCUUUCUACUGAGAUCAAAGAAGAUGGGAAGCUGUAUGAUGCCUAUGUCUUGUACCCCAAGCCCCAAAGAGAAAUCCAGAGUCAUGAGGUGGACACACUGGUGUUGAAGAUUCUGCCCGAGGUGCUGGAGAGGCAGUGUGGAUACAAAUUAUUUAUAUUUGGUAGGGAUGAAUUUCCUGGACAAGCUGUGGCCAAUGUCAUUGAUGAAAACAUCAAGCUGUGCAGGAGGCUGAUCAUCAUCAUAGUUCCUGAAUUCCUGAGCUUUGACCUGUUAAAGAACAUGUCCGAAGAACAAAUCGCAGUCUAUAAUGCGCUCAUCCAGGACGGGAUGAAGGUCAUUCUGAUUGAACUGGAGAAGGUCAAGGACUACACGGCCAUGCCAGAGUCAAUUCAGUACAUCAAGCAGAAGCACGGGGCCAUCCAGUGGAGUGGGGACUUCACAGAGCAGUCACAGUGCGCAAAGACCAAGUUCUGGAAAAAAGUGAGAUAUCACAUGCCACCCAAAAGGCCUCCACCGUCUUCUUCCACCCAGAUGCUGAAGCACACGUACUGA